GCCAUGCUGGAAAUUAAAGGUCCUGAUCGCAUUUGAUUUGGAUGGCAACGCAGCUUCCACACGCUGCUGGCUUUUCAACAAUAGCAGGAAAAUCUGUUAGCAGAUAGGGAAAACGAGGAGGCAGAGGAAGGUGGAGGCUGGAUUGUUCAAAGCAAACAUGCCUGCAGAAGCAAAUUUCUUGAUCAUCAAAGGUGUGCGAGGAGCAGAAGUGUGAAGAAGAGGUCUUCCCCUUGGCCAUGAAUUACGUGGAUCGCUACCUGUCGUCAGUCCCCACGCGGAAAAAUCACUUGCAGCUUCUGGGAGCGGUCUGCAUGCUCCUGGCUUCCAAACUGCGAGAAACCAUGCCCCUGACCGUGGAGAAACUCUGCAUUUACACAGACAACUCCAUCACGCCUCAGCAGCUCCUGGAUUGGGAGAUUCUAGUCCUGGAGAAGCUAAAGUGGGACCUGGUCGCAGUGAUAGCGAAUGACUUCUUGGCUCACAUCCUCUAUCAUCUCCCGCUGCCUAAGGACAAGAUGGAGCUGGUGAAGAAACACGCACAGACCUUUAUCGCCCUGUGUGCCACAGACCACACUUUUGCCAUGUACCCCCCCUCCAUGAUUGCGACAGGCAGUAUUGGAGCGGCCAUCCAUGGCCUGACGGUCUCCGUGAACGAUUUCAGCGGUGAGGCGAUCACCGAGCUGCUGGCCAGCAUCACUGGCACGGAGGUGGACUGCCUGAAAGGCUGUCAGGAGCAGAUUGAGGCAGCCUUAGCCGAGAGCCUGAAACAGGCGUCCCAAACCCACCAGGAGUACAGCACCACCAAGACUGCUGCUUACCUGACCAGCCAGCCCACCAGCACGCCUACAGACGUCACGGAUGUCAACCUGUGACCAGCCUCCCCUUCCCGAGAGCUGCCCGGCCCUGCCACAGCGGGACUUCGCCCUGGACACCGAAAGGUUGCUGCAUCCCACCUACCCAUCCACCAGCCCCCUCCAGCUGACGCCUGCUGAGGAUUCGUUCCGCUCGCCAGGAGCACAGAGCAGGAUCCGCGCUCGUCUGUCGGAGCUGGCAGCCAGAGCUCGACGCUACUCGUCAGCUUCUGCAGGUGGCCGGGGUGAAGCGACCGCUUUCAUGGUGACAGGGCACCAGAAUAGCUGGGGAGGGGGAGCAGGACCCCAAAUGAAGUUGUAAAAUGUUUCUCAGUUCGUGUUCCUCGUAGCCUGGCUGGCUGCUGUUCACUGUCUCCUCGGGGGUGACUUCAAGCCCUGCGUGGGCCACCGAUCAUGGAUGGCGAGCCCCUUACCCUGGCCUACGUGACCAAAAUCCUUACAAACGCCCAGCCCCCCUCCCCGGGCUGGGGUGCCACGAGCCCGUGUGGCUCAGGAGAGUGCACCGAGCGGCCGGGAGGAGGGACCCCUUGGUCCCGAUUGCUUCGUGCCAGAUUGCUGUGGCCCCUGGGGGCUGGUGUGGCUGCUUCUGCUUGGAGGGGAAAUGUGGGGCUUGUUUCUUGUUGCUGUUAGAUUUGGGAUUUGCGGGUUUUCGGCUUGCUUAGGGGGCGCGCUCCCCGUCUGCACGGACAGCAGAAGAGAAGCCCUCGCCCCGGGGAGCAGCCUGCUGGGCGAGGUUUGGGCGCAAUCCCCUUGGCUUUCCGCUGCCCCACUGAGGCUGCUUAAUUUAUUGUUAACUGCUGGGAAAUGGGGAGGGAGGAAGACUUUGCUGUUCCUUGGUGUGGGGCCUGGAUGCUGGUCUCCUCUCCUUCCGAAAGAGUGCCUUCCCCCUUUGUCCCCUUCCCCAGCUCCCUGGGCAAUGGGAGACUCUCACUUGGUUGGUUUUUUAGGUAGCUUAGACAUCAGACUAGGUUUUAAGAAAUACAUUUGAAUGUGCUGCUAUAGUCUGGAAUGCAUCUUCGCUCCUCCAAGGCAGGGAUCUGGGAUCACGUUCAGGAGGGGGCUGCGUUGCAUCUGUGUCCGCGUGGGUCCGAGUUGUGUCCUCACCGGGUGGAAAAUUCAUGGUGCGCUUAAGUUGAAAAGCGAUUAUUGCCUUUUUGUAUUGUUGUUGUUGAUCCUGUCUGUUAGUUUUUUAUAAAAAGUGGUUAAAAAAAAAUAAUGCUGCUUUUCUAAGAGAAAACCCAUUAAAUAGUAGAAUUGUAUUAACCAGAAGAAGCCGGAGAGACUCUGCAGGGAAGGGAGGCAGACUGCUGCUGCUUGGUGACCUCCGGACACGUGGAUCUGUGGCUGUUGUCCUCCCGUGGGGGAUGUGGAAAAGGAGGUAGAAUAGAAAUCUUCCUUUUUGGAUGCCACUAGAAACAAAAGUUUUCUCCAGUGGAAAAAGAUGGGGCUGCUGUUCUUCCACUCGCCUGAUUUGUCAAGAAGAGCCGUCUGCCGCCGACUCCUGCUAGCAGGAGGGCUGGGGGGCGCGCAGAGCCUGUCUGUACAAAAAGAAGAAUUUUUUUUAUAUAUAAAUGAGUUUUAAUUUAAGAGUAAACUUGUUUGGUGUUCACACAUGAGAGUCCCGCUGCUGGGAGA
Messenger RNA from Egretta garzetta (little egret), 2507 nucleotides. RefSeq names its product cyclin D3 (gene CCND3). The record is from RefSeq and is a predicted model, not a curated record. The transcript has 5 exons. Gene Ontology annotation, molecular function: cyclin-dependent protein serine/threonine kinase regulator activity. Gene Ontology annotation, cellular component: cytoplasm; cyclin-dependent protein kinase holoenzyme complex; nucleus. Bases 237 to 872 code for a protein of 211 amino acids. Lineage: Eukaryota; Metazoa; Chordata; Aves; Pelecaniformes; Ardeidae. Gene Ontology annotation, biological process: mitotic cell cycle phase transition; regulation of cyclin-dependent protein serine/threonine kinase activity; positive regulation of G1/S transition of mitotic cell cycle.